AUGACGUUGCGAGUCCUUGUCCUGCGUAGCGCUCGCGCGGCUGCAGCUUCACGCAGCGCGCCUCGCUGCUUGACCCCAGCCGCCAAGCGCUCCACAUUCUCCUCUUCCUCUUCUUCUUCUUCUCGUGUCACUGCGAAUGUCGGACGGGAAACGCCGCUUCACGUCGUGCCUCGAGCCGAGCGACGAGCGGCGCGUCAAGCAGCUGCCAAGCACUCGACCGACGGUAUCGAGCACAAAGUUGUGCGUACGUCUUCGCUCCCUGCGCGUGUCUCAUUUGCGCUCUUGGCGGGCGGCAUCUCGGGGUCCAUUCUAUGGCACUUUGUACUGGACGAGCAGCUGAAGAGGCGCAUUCGAGAGACGCUGGGUGCCACAUUCUUGGGGGAUGUCUAUGCCUUUGUUAGCACGAAAGUGGAGGAGACAGUUAAGCCGUUCACGGACCCGUCGCGGCAGAAAUUGCUGCCGGAUUGGCCGAUCCCUCAAGUACCAGCAGAUACACCACCAGUUCCUGUCCUGGUUGUGGAUCUAGAAGAUACGCUGGUGCACUCAGAGUGGAGCCGGAAGCAUGGCUGGCGCCACGCCAAGCGUCCGGGUGUCGACGAGUUCCUCGAGACACUGUGCCAGUAUUAUGAGAUUGUUAUUUUCUCGCAGAAUUACGGCGCCGAAGAGAUUGUGCAGAAGCUGGACCCUAAGCAGUGUGCACUUCAUGUGCUCUCACGCGAUGCGACGCGCUAUUUGAAUGGUGCUCACGUGAAAGAUCUUGGUAAUUUGAACCGGGACCUGCGUCAAGUGGUGAUACUGGAUGAUGAUCCGGAGGCUUAUCAAUUGCAGCCGGAAAAUGCUAUACCGGUCAAGCCUUUUAUUGAUGGACGGGAUCGCGAUGACCACGAGUUAAGGAAUCUGAUUCCGUUCCUCAAGGCGUUGGCUUCCGAGCGGGUGCCAGACUUCCGCCAGGUCAUUGGCGAAUUCCGCGACGACGACGGUGUGGUCCGAGAUCUUGCCGCGAAAUAUAGUGCUCGCGUGCACCAACUUGAGAUGCAAAAGGAGCAGCAGAAGAAAAAAGGCUUCGGUGGCUUUGUGCGUGGACGAUUAUCGCAUCACCCUGCGGCGCAGACUGGAGGUGUCGCUGCUGGCGGGUUUUCUAGUGGUUCUCGCCUAUGA
Messenger RNA from Peronospora matthiolae, 1158 nucleotides. The record is from the annotation of a GenBank genome assembly. Lineage: Eukaryota; Oomycota; Peronosporomycetes; Peronosporales; Peronosporaceae.